AUGGAUUCUGAAACUCCUUUCACAGCACUAGCACCAUCUGUGUUUGAUGGUGAUAAUUAUCACAUCUGGGCAGCACGAAUGGAGGCACACCUGGAGGCAAAUGAUCUUUGGGAGGCUAUUGAGGAAGACUACGAAAUUCUUCCAUUACCAAUAAAUCCAAUUAUUGCUCAGAUUAAAACUCAAAAGGAGAAGAAAGUAAGGAAGUCAAAGGCAAGAGCUACGUUGUUAGCUGCUGUCUCACAAGAUGUUUUCACCAGAAUCAUGACAAUUAAAUCUGCAUUUGAAAUCUGGAAGUUUCUCAAGGAUGAAUAUGAAGGAGAUGAAAGGAUUAAGGGAAUGCAAGUAAUGAAUCUGGUUAGAGAAUUUGAGAUGCAAAAAAUGAAGGAGUCAGAAACAAUCAAGGAGUAUGCAAACAAGCUUCUUGGCAUUGCAAACAAGAUAAGAUUGCUAGGUACUAAAUUUUCUGAUUCAAGAAUAGUUCAGAAAAUAUUAGUAACAGUUCCUGAAAAGUUUGAGGCUUCCAUUACUACAUUGGAAAAUACUAAGGAUCUAUCAAAUAUUACCUUGGUAGAACUCCUAAGUGCUAUGCAGGCCCAAGAACAAAGGAGCAAAAUGAGAGAUGAAGUUUUGGUGGAAGGAGCACUGCAAGCCAAACUGCAGGUUAGCCAAGCAGAAAAGAAAAAAGUGAAGAAUUACAAGAAAAAUUUCAAAGGUUCAGAAGCUGCCAACACCAGUAAAGGUAAUGAAAAAAAGAAAGAGUUUCCUCCGUGUAAGCAUUGUGGCAAAAUGGGUCAUCCUCCUUUCAAAUGUUGGAGAAGACCUGAUGUUAGAUGUGAAAAAUGCAACAAACUUGGACAUCAUGUGAGAAUUUGCAAGAGCAAUUUUCAUCAGAAAAAUGAUGCUCAAGUUGCUGAUGAAGAAGAGGAGCAACUUUUUGUGGCCACUUGCUUUGCUAUUUCAAAUUCAAGUGAUAAGUGGCUUAUUGAUAGUGGUUGCACUAAUCAUAUGUCAUUUGAUCGUGAGCUCUUUAAGGAACUGGAUACAUGUGUAGCAUCCAAAGUGAAGAUUGGCAAUGGAAAACACAUUGCAGUGAAAGGAAAAGCACAGUAG
Molecule: messenger RNA, 1110 nt
Organism: Vigna unguiculata (cowpea)
Lineage: Eukaryota; Viridiplantae; Streptophyta; Magnoliopsida; Fabales; Fabaceae
Source: RefSeq, a predicted model, not a curated record